Molecule: messenger RNA, 921 nt
Organism: Passer domesticus (house sparrow)
Lineage: Eukaryota; Metazoa; Chordata; Aves; Passeriformes; Passeridae
Product: zinc finger protein 7-like
Exons: 2
Source: RefSeq, a predicted model, not a curated record
AAGCCCUACAUGUGCUUGGAGUGUGGGAAGUGCUUCAGGCAGAGCAGCACCCUGAUCAGCCACCAGAUGAUCCACACUGGGGAAUGGCCCUACGAGUGUGGGGAGUGUGGGAAGGGCUUCAGCUGCAGCUCAGAACUUGUCAGGCAUCAACGCAUCCACACUGGGGAGAGGCCCUACGAGUGUCCUGACUGUGGACAGGGCUUCAGCCAGGGAUCGGAGCUGGUGAUCCAUGAGCAGCUUCAUGAUGGGGAGAAGCCCUACAAGUGCUUGGAGUGUGGGAAGUGCUUCAGGUGGAGCAGCCACCUGAUCAGCCACCAGAUGAUCCACACCAGGGAAUGGGCCUACGAGUGUGGGGAAUGUGGGAAGGGCUUCAGCUACAGAUCCACCCUUGUGACCCACCAACGCAUCCACACCAGGGAGAGGCUCUAUGAAUGUCCUGAGUGUCAGAAGAGGUUUCAGACCCACUACAAUCUCCUCAGGCACCAAAGGAUUCACACCGAUGAGAGGCCCUUCCGCUGCCCCGACUGCGGGAAGGGCUUCAAGCAGAAUUCCCACCUCGUCACCCACCGGCGCAUCCACACUGGGGAGAGGCCCUUCCUCUGCCCUGAUUGCGGGAAGGGCUUCAAGCGCAAUUCUCAACUCGUCACCCACCGGCGCAUCCACGCUGGGGAGAGGCCCUAUGAGUGCCUCACCUGUCAGAAGAGGUUUCAGACCAGCUCACAUCUCUGCCUGCAUGAGCAGAUUCACAACGAGGAGAGGCCCUUCCGCUGCCAUGACUGUGGGAAGGGCUUCAAGCAAAACUUCACCCUCAUCACCCACUGGCGCAUCCACAGUGGGGAGAGGCCCUACGAGUGUCCCAAGUGUGGGAAGAGCUUCACCCACAGUUCUAAUUUAACCAGACACCAACAGAGGCACCAGUAA